Molecule: messenger RNA, 7418 nt
Organism: Colius striatus (speckled mousebird)
Lineage: Eukaryota; Metazoa; Chordata; Aves; Coliiformes; Coliidae
Gene: DHRS3
Product: dehydrogenase/reductase 3
Exons: 6
Coding region: 1145-2053 (302 amino acids)
Cellular component (GO): lipid droplet
Molecular function (GO): oxidoreductase activity, acting on the CH-OH group of donors, NAD or NADP as acceptor
Source: RefSeq, a predicted model, not a curated record
AGAUGGCUCCCUUGAACUCCGCCUUAACCCACACUCUUCCUGGAACUGCUUUAUCCUGGGCUCGGGUCGGACCGCAGCACCAUCCUUGCGGCGCGGGUCGUCGGGAGGAGGCAGGGGUUGCGCGGCUGGGUUACAGCGGCUGCAGCUGCAGCCACUCGCCCCGGGCGCGAUGCAGCAAGCCCCGGCGUGCAGGCUGUCUGCAUGUGCGAGCUUAUGUGCGGUGGCUCCCAGACCGCUCUGGGGGAGGGGAGAGCACAGCCAGCCACUCACAGAAACAGUAGUGAAAUCUCCCCAACACUUUAACUGUCAAUCAGGCUUAAUGGGGUAUAAAAACUCCCCAGCGCUGCGGCUGUGAUAGGCAGAGAGAGCAAUAGGGAGAAAUGAGUAAGAGCCAGCGCUGAAAUAGUGUGCGGCAUAAUUCCUGCUCUGUGAUCACAGACACUCCAAGUGAAAAAAAGAGGAGAGGGGGCAGAGAGAGGCGGUUAUCAGCUCAACCUUUGCAACCGGCUCAGGACAAAACGUCUAUAGAUAUUUAUAGGUAUUAAAACAAAACCAGCAACCUUGCCCUGAAUAGAGCCUUUCUUAAAAAGAAGGUCCUGGCAAUUCUGUCUUAUUUAAGCAAUUUCCUGAGUCUAAGAAUAGAAAUGAGCUGCCUGGAAGGCACUGCAGGCUGAAAUUUGGAGACAUAGGCUGCUUUAUUUUAUUUUUCCAAGUAUAAAAACCUUCCCUUGGAUACUGGAUUUUUCUGUCUUUGAAGCAAAGGGAUCUAUGGUUACUUUUAAUUUUACUCUUUUUUUUUUCUCUCUCUCUCUCUCUUAAUUUUUAAACAACCAACCUGUCUUCCAGUUAAAAAGCAAGGAAACCGUUUUACCUGCAUGUGACAAUCCCAGAGGACAUCGAUCAAGAAACAGGGGAGUGACUUGCUCUUCUGCACUCCUUUGCUCCUACCCCUGUGGUUUUUUUAGGGGGAGAGGAUUUCUUUUUCUGGUCCAAGAAUCUUUUACCCCCGAGUUUUGGAAGGGGGUUGAAGACUUGUCACCCAUCGAGGGGUGCAUGAAGGGUAUUGGUUUUCUUUCUCUCUUAACUUGGUUUUGCAAAGGGUUGGAAGAUAAUUUUGCCUUCGUGACUUGCCUGGAACAAGAGGAUGAUUUGGAAGUGGCUGGGAGCUUUGCUGCUUUUCCCUGUGCAGAUGGUUUAUUUGGUGGUGAAAGCUGCUGUGUGCCUGGUGCUGCCGCCCAAGCUCCGAGACCUGAGCGGGGAGAACGUGCUCAUCACCGGAGGGGGCCGAGGCAUCGGUCGCCAUCUGGCCAGGGAGUUUGCCAAACGAGGAGCCCGAAAGAUCAUCCUGUGGGGUCGAACUGAAAAAUGCCUGAAGGAGACCACAGAGGAAAUAAGGAUGAUGGGUACAGAAUGCCAUUAUUUCAUCUGUGAUGUAGGAAACAGAGAGGAGGUCUAUCAACAGGCCAAAGCUGUGCGGGAAAAGGUGGGUGAUAUCACCAUCCUGGUGAACAACGCUGCUGUGGUCCAUGGGAAGAGCCUGAUGGACAGCGAUGAUGAUGCACUGCUCAAAUCACAACAUAUCAACACCCUGGGACAGUUCUGGACCACCAAAGCAUUCCUGCCAAGGAUGCUGGAGCUACAGAAUGGACAUAUUGUUUGCCUGAACUCUCUCCUGGCUUUGUCAGCCAUCCCUGGUGCCAUUGACUACUGCACUUCCAAAGCCUCGUCCUUUGCCUUUAUGGAGAGUCUGACCUUGGGGCUGCUAGACUGUCCUGGAGUGAAUGCCACAACAGUCCUGCCCUUCCACACCAGCACAGAGAUGUUUCAGGGCAUGAGAAUCAGGUUCCCUAAUCUUUUUCCUCCUCUCAAGCCAGAGACAGUGGCUAGGAGGACAGUAGAAGCUGUUCAGAUGAAUCAAGCCUUCCUGAUCCUUCCAUGGACAAUGCAUGUUCUUGUCAUCCUAAAAAGCAUUCUCCCUCAGGCAGCACUUGAAGAAAUCCACAAGUUUUCUGGGAGCUACACCUGCAUGAACACUUUCAAAGGACGAACAUAGACCUGAUGGUGCAAGGACUGUUCUGCAGUGAAACCAACACAAGCAUGAAAAUCCUGACAGGACUGUGAAUCAGCAGUCUUGGCUUUGAGCCUGUUCAUGUGACUUGCGCUGCUCUGAGGCAACACAUUUCUUGCAGGUCAUAUCCAUAGUAACAUGACCUUUGCACAGGAUCAAAUGACUAGACUAUGGACCCUUGGAAAGAAAAACAAAACGUGUGAAAUGUUUAUAUGCUGUUUAAUUCUUUAGAGUUCAAUUGUUAAAUCUACACAUAGUUUUAAGAUGUAAUUUUUGUUUCUGAAGUGUCUGUAGGCUGCCUCAGCUGAGAGGCCGUGCAUCACACCCCAUGCAUACUUUAUCCCCUCUCUUCAGAGGAACUGUUACCACAAACUGCUUCUGGUUUCAUUUCAGCUUUUUGAAUGGGGAACUUAAAGAAUGCUUUGGAGAACUAAAAGUUGCAGACAUGUAAUGGAAGCUUCUUUCCCUUCCUUCACUUUACACCCGUUGAUGAAGCUUUUCCCAACUCACAUCAGGGAAGGAGCAAACUGUGGAGCAAUGUUUUCUUUAUUAAAGCCCACCCAGGACUUCUGUCUGGAAGGACUGUGCUGGGCCCAAGGAAGCUGUCUUCACCUGUGAAGACUGGAGAGGAAUGCUCAGUCAGAAGAGCAGACAGUUUAAAUAGUGGAAGAUUCUCUCUGUCACUGAACUCAUAUAUGAAAUCUAAUUGUCUUUCUGAAUGUUCUUGUUCAUUUAUGAUCAAAUAUAUAUCUAUUUUUAGCAUUAAUUGCCACACAUGUAGGCAGCAUCACGUUGAGGAUGAACUAAAUCUAGAUCUCAAGCUAGAGCCUGCUUGUGCAAACACACAUUCACUGAGAUAAUCCAUGCAGAGGAAAAUCUAUUGUAUCAGUCUGCACAGUGCAGGAGGUGGAAUAAUGCUCUAAAAAUAGAAGAGACAGUACCAUAGUGCUCAUGAAAUGUGAGGUUUGGAAGCACAAUUAGCAAAGACCUGACUAAAUGCAUGUUGAAUUCAACUGGGAACGUCCCCAUUGUUUUUUAGGGCCAUUGAAUCAGGCACUGAUCAGCCAAAAGUAAUAAAUACUGCUUGGUCUGAAAUGCCAGCAGCAGCUAGACAUUAUUUAUUUUUGUAAUGAUAUAUUCUCUUUGACAGCCUAGUAAGAGCAACACUGCAUUCCUAUGCCAGAUGCAGUGUGCAGCACUAGGCACAGUGAUGUAGCUGAAACAUACUGGAAUACUACUAAAAGAGGAAUUAAUAUAAUUGCAAUACAGGAAACUAGCAAACUGCAGAACACCUGAGUGAAGCACCUCAAGGAAGGCCACGUGGUUAAAGGAGUGACUUUAGGGCUCCUGACUUGAAUUUCAAGCUUUUCCACAGAAGUCCCCUGUGAGCCGGGGCAAACUGCUUAAUUUCAUGGUGCCCCCUGACCUGCAAAGCAGAUAUUUCUAGGAUUUCCCUACCUCAGAAAUUAUUUGACUACCUAAAUGUUUGGCAAAAGCUCAGCAGAUUCAAAUGGAACAUGCAGUGGAAAGCAAAAACAUUAUUUGUUCAGGAACUAAGAGCUUCUCUACAAAAAUUCUGAAGAGGAAAAAAGCCCAUAUGCUGAAAUACAUCAGUUCUGAAAGAUCUGAGUUCCAGCAGAAAAGCUGUGGGCUGUAUUUGAGAUACUCAGUUGGUAUAAGCAGCCUUAAGGAAUGGAGGUCGACUGCUUAGGUGCAAUGAUGGGAAUGUUAAAAUCUGAAGGCCUGAACCUGACUGCAAAUCAGUAGAUACAUCUGUUCCUGAGCAGUUCAAGAGGAAGACACUGCCCACAGUGCAAGCUCCUCUGCCUGCAUGGGUGUUCUGAGGAGCUGUCCUGUGUGGGUCAGCGCUUUCCUUCUGAGUACAGAACAUACAAGCUGUAGCACUCUGCCAGCUUUGAAAAGGUUUUCUUACAAUGUGGUGAACUCCUGGAUGUCUGAGGCUCUCUGGAGAGGAUGAAAAGAAACUUGGAUGUCUCUCAUUUUGACACUCACUUUAAUAGAUGCUUUCAGCUUUAUUUUUGUGUCAAUUUUUUGAGAAGAAAGCCAGUUCAGUGAAAACACAAGUGCACUGAGGGGAGAACCCUUCCAGAAUCUGCCAGGAAUACUGAAGGUACUGUAUUUAUCAAGAGAUGCUUGGGAGGGGAAGGGAUGAUUAUACAGACCUCCCCUUGUGCACUCUAAUCCUUUCUAGUUUCUCAUUAAUCACAGCCAGGCAUGCCAAGCUUGGAGAUUCAAGAGCAAAUGGAACUGGUGAAAGAGAGCACCCUGCAGUGUCUCCCUUAAAUUAAACCUUUAUGCUGAGAUUCUCUUCACCAAUACUAGUGUAAAAGUGAGGGGAAAACUAGCACAGAUGUGAAUUUAAGUACCCACUCAUCCCCAAAUCAUGUCCCUUAGAUGAAUCUGUUCUUUUCCUGCACAGCAUAAAAGAUAUUCCCUAUCUUCAGAGGUUGUCUUACAUACUAAGUGCUGUUGAUUUCUUUCUAAUGGAUAUAAACAAGCCAGACUCUCAUCAUCUCACUCCUCUCAUACACACACACACACACACCUCCCAGCUUCCCUCUCUCUUUCCCUCAGGGUCUGUGAGCGGACAGCAGGUCAAAUAGCAGUCACAGUGGGGGAGAGGUAUGUGGCAAACAGAAAAUAAUGAGGAAAACAUUGACUUUGCUUUUCAGAUAGUAAGGGAAGAGUUGGGUAACAGAGUUUCUUCUCUUGCGUGUGUUUGGGAUGGAACGCUCUCCAUCCAGCGAGCUGCUCGCAGAUUUGGAGUGAAUACAUUUGAAGACUUGUUUUUUUAUACAGAAAGGCUCUUCUGGAAUGCCUGCUGAGGUCUACUGUCCUUUUUUUCACAUAAGGUUGGUAUUGGGUAAUCUUGAAGUGCUGCAAAUGUCGACAAGCUUUGUUGAAGCCUAAGGCCUUCUCAAAGGAAUUUCCGCCCUUUGACUUAUUUUAAUGUUGGUUUUCCUUGCUCCCUGCACUGCCUCCUGCUUUCCACUGCACAAUUAUUUCUUUCCCUUCUGUUUUCCUAUGUCAUUACUGCACUUUUCAGUGCCACCAUCUUGAAGCCAGAUGUCAUACAAAGAGUCUGGAGUAAAUAAAAAUCAGGGUAUAUAUUGCUUAUCCUGCUGGAGGGAUGGAGGUGAAGCUGUAGGAGCAGGUCACACAAGUUUCAUGUGAAAUUAGUUCUACUUGCUCCAAUCUAUGAAGAAGACUCUUUACUGUUGUUUUUAUCCAGGAGAUUGCUGCUGGUUUAAAAUGUGAAGGAUAGAGAAGUGUUAGCUGUUUUGGGACAUAAAAAGACCUUAUUUAAAAGGGAGGAUUUGUCAUUUCCAGGUGUUCUCAAGGGCUGGUGUUUACACCAAGUAAUUUCAGAACUGGAGAGGCAGGGCAGGGAGAGGAGGAGUCCUUUGUGAGUAAAUCUGAUUCCUCAUGUUCAAUAUCUGAUUUGGUAUUUUGCUUUUAAUUAGAGUAAAAAAAAAAGAGCCUGUUCCCUCAUGCACUCCUGGUGAACUUAAAGAGUCCUUCCAGCAAUAUCCCUGCUGAUGGCAUGUUUCUAGCAGGGUGAAGAAAAGGACUGAGGUCUGAAAGUGAGAACUGCACCCUACCAACUCACUCAUUGUUCUGCUGAGGUUAAAAAGUGACUGAGUCCAUCUCUAUAGUUCUUCAAGGACUUCACAGAAAGUGCCUGGGCAAGUGAUUCUGAUGUUUGCAAAGAGAAACUUGUUGUGCUUUUAUGUAAUGUGUUAAUUAGUGUGGGUGGAUAUGAUCAGAUCUAGUCCUGCAAGCCUUUUAGACAACUCCCUGAACACUCCUACCUUCAGAUAUUAACAGAUAGCACUGCACUUGCCAAGUCUCAUAAAAACCCUGUAACAGACCCAAUGCAGAGCAGAGCAUAAGUGGGUGCAUUUAGUUUAAAGAGAACACAUCUGUUUGUAGCAGACAUUAAUUUGGCCUAGUGUUUGCCUCUAGCUGAAAUGCAACUGUUGAGAAAACAUUACAAGGGUGACUUUAGACCAUCUAUUUUGUUUUUAUUUCUUCAUGUGGAUUUAAUAAACUUAAUCUGCAUGACAGCCACUUUUUUUUUACAGCACUUGUUCCUAAAUUUAGGAGUGAAGCAAGAUUAUGUCAAAUGUAAUCUUGUGCUUUUUUCACCAACCAACCGGCAGCCCCAAGAAUCAGAAUAUCCUGCAGUGUCUUUGCAGCUCUCCUCUCCCUGGUGCUAAGAUCCUGCAGCCUGGCAUUGCUCCUCAGCCUGCUGGAGUUUGGAGACUGAGGGAAACUCAUCAGUCCCAAGUAGCUGUUACAGUCUGUAGUGAACCGAGUCCUCCUUGUUAAAGGGCUUUUCUGAAGGAGAUUGUGAGAUGUGAAGAGUGACAGGCACCUCUCACAGGCUUCAGCAAGUCACUUUGAGAAAGACAUGAGGAAAACCAGCACUUCACCUUCUCCUUGCUACUCAUUCCCUUUUAUCUGGUCUUUCCUGUGAGAAGCUGGCAAUCCAGUCACUUUUCUGACUGAUAAACUGUCUCUCUUCCCACCCUCUGCUCUACUAAGGCUGCCUCUUCAGUACCUUCAGAGAGUCAACAGCUUCAACAGAAACAACCUUUUCUGUAUUCUUGAGGUGAGUCUGAUGUGUUAGAGAGAUCAGACCAUUUUGAGGGGGCUGAGGUACCCCAGCCUGUAGACUACAGCUGGAAGACAAGGGACACAACUUGAAUGUUGCCAGUACUACCGAAGGCAGGGAGUUCCCCUUGCUCCUGCCAUCUUUUCUUGAUACCUAACGCCCUCUUUUGUUUGUGGAACAGAUCCCUCAAGCUGACACUUUAGCAGAAACACAUAAACACAUACAGAUCCAGCCUGUGUGGACUGGGUACAACUGAAAAGCAUAGACCUCUCAGGAGACAAUUUAUGUCUCCACACCUCUCCAAAGAGUCCAAAUGUGUUCCUUGUGUUCACUUUUUCUAUGGGUCUUGUGACAUAUGAACACAGAAGAAAACCCAAGGCAAGGCUGUAUGCUGAUUUUUCUGCAUAAAUCCAGAAAAGCAGUUCUUUCUCAAAUGAAGGAAGAAAGCACUCUAAUUUGAGCUGGAGAGUGCCUGAGGAGUUAAGUAUAUGAGAAAACAGAAUAGAGGAGCUUUUAGGAGGAGGGUGAUGCCCUAAACAGAGGUGAGGUGCCACCUUAUGUGGUGGAAUGUGAUUUCCAUCCAGACAUGAAGUCUAUAAAAGAAGCAUGUUGUUACUCCUGCUCAUUCCUGAGGGUCACCAUGCCCCAUAAAGCAGGCCAUUAACUUUGUAGUUUGCUGGCUCGGAACACCCCAAUACAUCAGUUACUGUU